AAAAGUAACUAAAAGUCGUAGCAAAAAGUAAAAUAAGGAUCAAUCAGUACUAGCAAUAUGUCCAUGUCUAUUCGAUGUAGAACAUGUGGAGAACGAAUUUAUAAUAUGAAGGCAGGGCAUCUCUUUAAAAGUCAAUCGAAUCCUGUCCUCAACAAGAUUAAAGCUUUGACUGGAAUUUUGAUAAUUCAAGAGUCCGGAAUGCCAGAGCAUAUUUGCGCUUGUUGCCUUAUGGACUUAGAUCAUGCCAUUGCAUUCCGAGAACGGUGCAUAAAAACACACCUUCUUUUGCUGAAGUGGAAAAAAAGGAUCGCUCCGGCUGAUGGGCGCCAGACCUUAUUGGAUUGUUUGGACGAGAUCGAUCCGUUAAAUAGUCCGGAUUUGGAUACAUUCGGAAAGGAUGAAGUCUCAGAAACAUUGGGACAGGAAGAUGGAAUAUCAGAUGAUUUGGACGGUAUUGAGAACUCGGAUGGAUUUGUCCAGGGUGAAGUUUUAAGUGAUUCUUUGAGUGAAGAUGAUUCCGAUAAUUCCGAUUUAUAUAAAGCUAUAGAGUCUAGUUUAUCAGAUAAGCACACGGCUCCACCAAUUCCGUCAGAUUCGAGCUCCACAAAAAAGUCGAUUCAACAGCCAUUAAGUAGUAGCAUUGCUUCGAAAAAUUCAAUUGUGCGCGCCCACACAAGAAAUGCUAUAGUGCUAGCUCGUCCGCAGCCGGGUACUUCCGUAUCAACCUCAUCCAGAAUUGCACGACCUCAGCCCGCACCAGUAACAACAACCAUCUCUUCACACCUUUCUCAAAAGACGCGGCCUGUAAAUAAAUCACGAACAUCAAAUUCUGGUCACAAACAGAAUGGUCAAAAAACAAUAAAACCAUUAAAUAUAGCAAAACCGCCGUCCAUAAAUGAUGAUACACCACUCAGAAGCUACGUCUGUGACCAAUGUGGAAGAACAUUUAGUGAUGGAAGCAACCUCAAAGUCCAUUUACUACGGCACACCGGCGUUAAAAAUUUCGAGUGCGAGCAAUGCGGGAAUAAAUAUUUUACCCAUCACCUAUUAAACCUACAUAUAAGAGUGCGACAUAAGGGCGAAAUGCCAUACGCCUGUAAAUUUUGUGACCAACGUUUCUACACAAGCACCAGUCGGUGUCGGCAUGAAAGAAUACAUCAAAACAAACGGCCCUUCGUAUGUAAAUACUGCGGUAAAGCAUUCUUGACUAAAUCUUGUGUGAACAAGCACGAGUUUAUACACUCAGGACAGCGACCUUAUCGAUGUGAAAUUUGUGACGUAGGUUUUCCUCGGAAUACAAAUUUAAGAAUACAUUUCCGCUCCCAGGCUCAUCAAAAAAAGGCUAAAGAAGAUGCGGAAGGUCAAGAUGAUGUACAAAUGGACAAUCUAGAGGGUGAGGCAGGAACAAAUAACGAACCUACGAGCGAAAAUAACACAGAGGGUGCUGGUCAACCCAAUUCAAGUUCAAAAAAGUCGAAAUCCAAGCCAAAAGCAGAACCGAAGAAAAGAAACUACCAUCGCGUUUGCGACUACUGUGGACAUGCUUUUAGGAGCGCGCAUAAUUAUAAAAUGCACGUCCUCCGACAUACCGGAGAAAAGCCGUUCUCAUGCAAUUUAUGUGAACGAAAAUUCUAUGCAAAUUAUUAUCUGCAAAUGCACAUUCGGACGGUGCAUGAGGGCAUAAGUCCUUACCCUUGUCGGUACGAGAACUGUGGUAAAAAAUUCAAUGAUGCUUCUACAAGACGUUGUCACGAGAGAAUACAUUCACAACAAUAUCCCUACCGUUGCUUGUACUGUAACAAGGGAUUUAACAAAUCAAAACAGUGCACAGAUCACCAAAGUACACAUACUGGAGAAAUACCAUUAACGUAGGUUGUUCAAUCUUACAACCCAGAUUGUGUAGGCAUUUUUGUUUUAAAACUAACGUGAAUUUAAUAAAUACCAAUAAAUUGAACAUUAAAUCACUUCCAAAA
This is a messenger RNA of Scaptodrosophila lebanonensis, 1973 nucleotides long. RefSeq names its product zinc finger protein 235-like. Lineage: Eukaryota; Metazoa; Arthropoda; Insecta; Diptera; Drosophilidae. Gene Ontology annotation, molecular function: zinc ion binding; DNA-binding transcription factor activity, RNA polymerase II-specific; RNA polymerase II cis-regulatory region sequence-specific DNA binding. Gene Ontology annotation, cellular component: nucleus. Gene Ontology annotation, biological process: regulation of transcription by RNA polymerase II. The record is from RefSeq and is a predicted model, not a curated record. Bases 58 to 1872 code for a protein of 604 amino acids. The transcript is spliced from 6 exons.